This is a messenger RNA of Pleuronectes platessa (European plaice), 1421 nucleotides long. Its product is annotated as granzyme K. Bases 93 to 872 code for a protein of 259 amino acids. The record is from RefSeq and is a predicted model, not a curated record. Lineage: Eukaryota; Metazoa; Chordata; Actinopteri; Pleuronectiformes; Pleuronectidae. Gene Ontology annotation, molecular function: serine-type endopeptidase activity. The transcript is spliced from 5 exons. Gene Ontology annotation, biological process: proteolysis.
UCCUUUGACUUCAGGACAUAAAGACGAGUGUGAGCACUGAGGGGGGGCUUCAGUGCAUCUCACCAUCACAUCAGAGAGGGAGAAAAGAAGACAUGUCCUGCCUGGGGGCUUUCAUCGGUCUCUUCUCCUGCAUGGUCCUCCUCAUUGUCCACUCAAGUGAUGGCUCUGAGAUUAUCAAUGGGAAAGAAGUGAAGCCCCACUCGCUGCCGUACAUGGCCCUGCUUCAGAGUCCCAAACAAUUUUGUGGAGGGAUACUGAUCGAUAAAUCAUGGGUCCUGACUGCUGCCCACUGUAAAGAGGGUUCCAAUAUUGAGACCGUGCGGCUGGGGGUGCACUCCAUCAAGGCAAAUGAAGAGAAUUCCAGGCAGGUCAGAAAGGAUCCAACGCAUUUUCCACAUCCUGGCUAUAAUUCAGAUACAAAGGUCAAUGACCUCAUGUUGCUCAAGCUUGACGAAUCUGUGACUGAAACCGACACGGUGAAGUGUCUUAAGUUGGGUGAUGCCAUCAGAGAACCAGCAGCUGGGACCAGCUGCAUGGUGGCAGGAUGGGGCAAAACACACGAGACUGCAAAGGAAAUGUCCGACGUCUUGAUGUCUGUCAAUGUGACUGUGGUCGACAGAGUGAAGUGCAACUCUCCUGCAUAUUACAACAGCAGACCUGUGAUCACCAGUGGCAUGAUAUGUGCCGGUUCAGACGGGAAAAAUGAAGCUGACACCUGUGGGGGGGAUUCAGGAGGCCCACUGGUGUGCAGCGGAGUGCUGGUUGGAGUCACUUCUUUCGGAAGAGGGUGUGGCCGGAUUCACAAUCCAGGAGUGUACACGUAUCUCACAGAGGAAAAACUCAAAUGGAUCAAAGAGAAAAUGAUGAUGUAAUGAGCACUCGCUGUGAGGGAUUUUGUAUUUGCAACCAUGUUAAUCAAUUCUAUGUGAGGUGAUACGAGGGAGAUUUCUGCUUCUGCUGCUAUAAAACAGGCCAAGGUGAUUUUAUUUUGAAAUCUAAACUGGAGAGACACGUGUUUAUCAUGACAGCAAAUCGCCAAAGGGACAUUAUUGAGUCCUUCAACCAGACUGAUGCCAACCAGACGGAUUCAUCACUUCCUGCAUCAAGAGCCUAAUUUGAAACUGAGGCUUCAGCUCAAGUCUUGUGGGAAAAAAGUGUUGUAAUAAAGAUAAAUUCUGGGCCAUGAUGUUUUACUUAAUCAUCAGUGAUCCAUGUUCUCAUACUGUGUUAAAACCCAACAUCAACAUUUCUGUCAUCAGGCAGAGGCCGAAAUAAAGAGGGCACAUGGUCUGUCUCUCUUUCUCUCUCAGCUUUUCUUUCUCUCAGCUGACUCUUUUAUGUUUUGUUCUCCCUCCCAGCGCCGUGUUUUCUCUGGUUUCAGGGUCCUAAGAUCAGUGUUCAAAUAAAAACAAAUCAUUGUA